Molecule: messenger RNA, 1410 nt
Organism: Guyanagaster necrorhizus
Lineage: Eukaryota; Fungi; Basidiomycota; Agaricomycetes; Agaricales; Physalacriaceae
Exons: 8
Coding region: 79-1236 (385 amino acids)
Molecular function (GO): acyltransferase activity, transferring groups other than amino-acyl groups
Source: RefSeq, a predicted model, not a curated record
AUUGCCGCUUCCUUUCUCCCGUCCUCUUCCAUUCUCGAUUUUAGAUACUGCCAUUGCGAAGCCACAGGUGCCUUAAGAAUGUCUCCGUCAGACGAAUCUUAUGAUUCGGAUGAAACAUUCAAGCCUGCCAAACAACGGCAGCGGACUUCUACUAUGGCCAAACGGAGAAAACUUAGCAGAAAACAACAUCCAUCGGAUCCUGAAUCAGCAAAUGAGCCAAAUACGCAAUUGGAUUCAUUUUUCCGCGAAAUAGCUUGUAGUGACUCUCCAGGACGCGCGUUUGAAGAUGUCUUUGAGGCUUUGGUUCCGGACUAUGCAGAAGUAAGAAAUAAUUUACAUAGAAAAGAGGGUGGAAAAGAUGAAUAUGGCGUUCAACUCAGAACGCUGACACGUUUUGAAUCCUCAUGCGUCCUGGAUUCAUUCUCACAGGGAGACGUUCCUUAUGCUACCUAUUUUUUGCUCCGAAAGCUCAAACUUGAUAGGGAGCAGCGCAGAGUGAAUUUCAGCCCUGCCGAUCCACGGUUAAUUGAAAGUAUAACUGGAGACACACUGCCAUCUGUACAAGAACAGCAAGAUCUACCAAACUCAAAGGUUCUGGAAGCCUUACAGGACAUACAAACGACAGCAUACGAAGUCUCGUUUGCGUCUCGCCUGCAAGGAACAAUGCCGUCUAGAACACCCGGAUUGUUGGCUCUGGACUGGGAGACAGUGACUCCGUGGAUGGCGCUUAUGAAUGAUGUUCGGCAACAUUAUCGCUUGGCACACCCGGGGCAAAAUCAUGUCGCUGAAACAUCCGCUCCAAUCGAAUAUUGUUCUCUCCGUGCUUGCCAUCUUGGUCAAGUACACGAGCUACUUGCAGGAGCUUUCUGGGAAGGAAUCGAUGUGAGCGAUUCUCUUGACUACUGGCCUGAAAGAUGCACUGUUGUCGCAACGUAUAAACGACUUGUUGUUGGGAUAGCUAUCAUCAGCUCUCCCCGAGAGACGUAUAUUACUUUUCUCGCGGUCAAACCGGGUUGGGACAAUGCACAAAUUGCCACGUCGAUGCUGUACCAUCUUAUCCAACUAAACCCUCACAAAGACAUUACGCUACACGUCUCGGCUAACAAUCCUGCCUUGCUGCUGUAUAAUCGUUUCGGCUUCAAGGCUGAAGGGUUUGUCGUUGGUUUCUACGAGGCCUACCUGGACCCUCAAUCGCGUUCUUCAACUAAUGCAUUCCGAUUGCGACUCCGCCAUUGAUUGUGAUGCGACUGAUGAUCAUAGUGUUACGUUAAAUCGCCCUAGCUUAUCGGGUUUCCUAGUGUCGCAUGAACCAGUGUGCGACAAUCUGACGCCCAACUCGAGCCCGUAUAGUCUGACUCCGUAAAAACACCGUCGAGGACGAGCGCGUGGGUGUGCUCUCUUGCUCUCCUU